Messenger RNA from Yarrowia lipolytica CLIB122, 762 nucleotides. RefSeq lists its product as uncharacterized. Gene Ontology annotation, biological process: mRNA 3'-end processing. Lineage: Eukaryota; Fungi; Ascomycota; Dipodascomycetes; Dipodascales. Gene Ontology annotation, cellular component: mRNA cleavage and polyadenylation specificity factor complex. The record is from RefSeq and is a predicted model, not a curated record. Gene Ontology annotation, molecular function: mRNA binding.
AUGACCGAUCGAGUAGUUUACGUUGGAUCUAUUCCCUACGAUCAGACAGAGGAGCAAAUGCUGGACAUUUUCAAAUCUGUGGGACCGGUCAUUUCCCUAAAGCUCAUGUUCGAUAAAGAAACCGGCCGUUCAAAGGGCUACGGAUUCGCAGAAUACCCCGAUGCAGACACUGCCCGAUCGGCUAUUAGAAACCUGAAUGGAUUUCAGGUGGGCUCGAGACAAUUGCGAGUGGAUCAUUCUCAUGAGGGACAAGUCCGAGAGUUCUUUGCGUCUCAGAACCGAUUUCCCAACCCCAAUGUGUCUAAAAACGGACGUCCUGGCCUGCCAGCGGGAGUUCCUCUUCGGCAGGGUCUGGAACCUGCUCAGCAGGUGUCCGAGACUAUGAACGGGUACACAAAGAGCCAGAUGGUUGCCGUGGUGACAGACCUGAUGAGCAUGAGCAAAAACUCGCCUCAGCUCCUGGCGGACUUGUUUGCUCAGGCGCCCCAGUUGGCUUACGCUGCUGUCCAAUGUCUUUUGAACCUGGGUCUGGUGGACGAACAGCGGGUGUUGAGUGUUGUCAGAGGCAACCCUGCCCUCAAUGCUGGCGGCAACCCCCCAUCUGCUCCUGCCCAGUCCACACCCGAUCCUGUGGCUGGCAAUGCUGCUCUUAUUCAGCAGGUGAUGGCUCUCAGUGAAGCCGAUAUCAACGCUCUGGCCCCCGAGCACCAGAGAAGUAUCCGAGAGCUCAGAGACCGAAUCCAGCGAGGUGAGGUUAUUUAG